Lytechinus pictus (painted urchin) is the source of this 3029-nucleotide messenger RNA. Its product is annotated as nucleoporin Nup43-like. The record is from RefSeq and is a predicted model, not a curated record. NCBI's taxonomy places the organism in Eukaryota, Metazoa, Echinodermata, Echinoidea, Temnopleuroida, Toxopneustidae. The transcript has 8 exons. Gene Ontology annotation, molecular function: protein binding. The coding region runs from base 76 to 1284 and encodes 402 amino acids. Gene Ontology annotation, cellular component: nuclear pore outer ring.
AUCUACGUUCACACAAUUACAGCGGCAGCGGAAAAUCAAAAUUUGAUUUGAAGACUUUGUCUGAAGUGAAAUAAAAUGGAUAUUUUUGUCAAGUUUGUUUCGCAGAAAGUUGGAAAAGUCAGAUGGCAGCCUUCUUCAUUCAAAGGAAUUCAAUUCUCCGAUACAUUUUUAACCGGAAGUUGGGAUGAUGAGGAGAAUAAGAUCUCACUUUGGAAGGUUCCAGGUGUCCAGAACAAAGCAGGGGCUGCAGGAGCCUGGCAACAAGACUAUCCACAGCAGAGGACCACAGCCUUAGAAGGACAAGCAGGAGAAGAAGAACAGGAGCCUGUAUUGCUCUGUCAGAUGAAACAUGAUGGGGAUGUCACAGAUAUACAGUUUGUCAACCAAGAUGUUUUCUUAGCUUCUUCAUCAUGCGGAAGUGUUCAAGCGUUCAGGUGCAACAAAGCUAAAGGGGACUUUGCGCCCUCUCAGAAAUGGUCCGGCAUUCAUCACCACCCUGCCGACACCUGUUCCUGUACCUGCAUAGCCGUCAAUGGAACGGACAUCUCCACCUGCGGAGAGGACGGAAGGAUUAACGUCCUGCGGCUGGAGCACAGACAACCGAUAAGAACCAUUGAUGAAGCUGAUAGCUGCAGCAUCAACGCAUUGACACACCUGAAACAGCAUGAGGUAAUAACAGUGAAUUCGGCUGGGCAGCUCAAGAUAUGGGACUUACGGCAGCCGGGCUCACAGCCAACAAGGUUCUUUAUAGUAUCUGGAGAGAAGGUGCCCCUUCACUGUGUAGACCGGCACCCAACCCAGCCUCAUCUUGUAGCCACUGGUGGUCAGAAUGGCAUCCUCAACAUCUGGGACAUGAGAAAGGAACAGUUACCAGUCACACUCUUUGAAGUUCACCAGAGUCACGUUUGGGAUGUGAAGUUUCACCCUACAAACCCAAACAACCUGUUUACCUGCUCUGACGAUGGAACGGUCCUCCACUGGGACGCCACCAAAGGUCAUAGUUCAACUGGUUCUGCCUUCCGCAACAUCAACACUCCUACAGGACCAAACCCUUCCAGCAACCUUCUCCUUCGGGGAUCGACAAGGACAGCGCCCCCUGUGGACAGCGAGACGUCCAGUCCGUGGCUGAGCAGCGAGACGACAAGCAACCAGUUGGAGAUUAAUCAUGUCCUACCAGGAAACUGCAAUCCUGUCAACUCCCUGGACGUAGAGGGCCCGCAGUUGAUCUGUGGGACGGACGGUGAAGCCCUGUACUACAUCCCAAACAUGAACAUCUAUUUAUAGCUUUUGAUAAAUCAUUAUGAACUGCCACUUUUUGGACUUGAAGAUGAAUUACAUCAUGGAUGCCAAAAAGGAAAUUGGAUGGAAAGGUGUUCCAACUUUUUAUACCACAGGGACUUUUGCCAAGUCAAAUCUUUGGGAUCAAGGAGAAUGUCGACAUAGAACAAGUAUAUUAAUGUACCACAUAUUUUGCAGGAUGGAUUGAUUGUGACUUAAGGAGUCAUGCUUAAGAGCCAACGUGCGCAUGUUAUUUAAAAAUGUGUAAUCUGAUUGAUAGAUACGCGGAAGUGCGUAUCCUGUGCGCAUAAUCUGACCAAUGGAGUGAGGCGUUGUUUACCGCUCGCAAAAUGCGAUUCUAAGUCUCACUGAGAUUUUGUGUGAAACACCCAACCCCUGCGCUGGAAAAUGCUUUGACUCGGGUGAAUAUUUGACUUAUGAAAGUUUUGCAAGUUAACCUGUAUUUCGCUCCUAAUAAUAUAUAUAUAAUUUUGUAUGAAUAAGUAUGCAGCAGGGUUAUAGAACAUUGUUUGCACAACAAAACUAAAAUUUUAAAUAAGUAAAGUCAAUAAAUUUUCUGAUAUCUUGACAUGAAAUAGUCUUACCAUCAGCAAGUUUAUUGAACUGCUCUUGUUAUAUAUAAAAAAAGAAGAAAUUCUGUGUAACUUGAAAGAUGAAAAGGUGGUUAUUAUGAAAAACGUGAAACAGGUUACUGUAUUUGAUUUCUUACAAUUACUGUAUUUAUCAGUUCAAUUUAUUAUCAAUCAUGCUCAAAUGCUGAUUGACAAUAAAAUUGGGACUCCCUAUUAUGUGCACAAAGUGGAUAGUAAAUGAAAGAUAUUAUACAGAUAUUGCCUACCUAGUGGCUGAAUAUAACAUUUCUCUUCCCGACGUAGUUAUAUUUUUCCCAAGGGUUUAUAUUUUGCCUGAGCAGCGCUGAGGGAAAAUAUGCUCCCUAGGGAAAAAUAUAGCUUCGGAGUGGAGUUGAAGUGUUAUUGAUUAAUACGAUAGACCAGGUAAUAUCUGUUAUAUCAUAUCGUCUAUGUGGAUUCGCCAUCAGAGAUUGCAUUCAUCAUCUGGCCCCAACCCGAAAUUCUUGCUACAGCUCUGAUCCAUCUAUGUCAUGAUAGAAAAUAUUUUGAAAAUACCUCGAGCGCGUUCUUCAUGCAAUCGACGGAUUAACACUAGCACGUACAUCAAACUAACUGAUUACGCAACGAGUGACGUCACCUUAGUGAAUAUAACGCCGCAAUUGACAAUACAACGCAGUUAUAUUUACUGAGGUGACGUCAAAACCAAGAAUAUAACAAACGCGAUCCUCGCAGCUAUGGUCAUGUGAUGGCGUAUUGACCUAUCACUGAAUCGAAUCUACACAACCUAUGUAAUAUAACAAAAUGUUCUAUUUCAGCACUGUUUCACAAGACCCCUUAGCUGUCCUGUAUUUACAUGCUGGUGAACACUGUACAAUUGCAGAGAGAGUUGCCGACCCUUACGGAAUAUUAAUGAGAUGUGUUCUAAUGUAAAUUCAGUGUUUACGUAUUGAAUAACUGAACGAAAAGCUUUUGUUAACAUGUUUUGUCUCGUAAGAAAACAUUUGGUUCAGCCGUUUGGUUAUUCACAAUGUAAUUUCUUAUCUGAUUAAUAUUCCGUAAUGGUUGGCCUGUCUGCUAUUGGAUUGUACAUCAUUGUUGCUUGUACAUUUCAAAGAAUAUGUGGCAACUAUAAGUUGAUUAAUAAACAAUCUACAUCUA